UCUCUCUCUCUCUCUCUUUCUUUGCGGGAGGAGGGCAGGAAUAAAACAACCACCAAUACACACACCGCCCGGCCUCUUCUCUCUCGCUCCAUCCCCCCGCGCCCAAACAGAAGCAAAAUGCCCGCUUUCAUCCUUUGGGGCCGGUCCUGUUGAGCUUUGCAAAAGGGGAGAGAGCGAGAUCCCCACUGCGGGCGCUGUGCGUGUGAGAUACACCAGCCCGAGCUCUUCUAUGGGAAGUUUUGGGGGCUUGACAGAAGCAGCAGCAGCAGGUAUUAGUGCGAGGAGAGCUGAAGUAAUGAGAAGUCAUCAUGGAGGCCCAGUCCCAUAGCUCUGCCACAACCGAGAAGAAAAAAGUUGAGAAUUCCAUAGUGAAAUGCUCCACUCGAACAGAUGUCAGUGAGAAAGCUGUUGCCUCCAGCACAACUUCCAAUGAGGAUGAAAGUCCUGGACAGACCUAUCACAGAGAGAGAAGAAACGCAAUCACAAUGCAGCCACAAGGUGGGCAAGGCCUCAGUAAAAUCAGUGAAGAGCCUUCAACAUCUAGUGAGGAAAGGGCCUCAUUAAUAAAGAAGGAGAUCCAUGGAUCUAUAUCGCACCUUUCUGAGCCUUCUGUACCUUAUCGUGGGACGGUUUUUGCAAUGGACCCCAGGAACGGUUACAUGGAUCCUCAUUAUCAUCCACCUCACCUUUUUCCAGCAUUCCACCCUCCUGUGCCAAUUGAUGCAAGACAUCACGAGGGACGUUACCAUUAUGAACCAUCUCCCAUUCCUCCACUGCAUGUGCCUUCUGCCUUAUCUAGUAGCCCAACAUAUUCAGAUCUUCCGUUCAUUAGAAUUUCCCCACACAGAAAUCCGGCUGCAACAUCAGAAUCUCCCUUCAGCCCUCCUCACCCUUAUAUUAACCCUUACAUGGACUACAUCCGAUCACUGCACAGUAGCCCGUCUCUGUCAAUGAUCUCGGCAGCCCGUGGACUCAGCCCUACAGACGCUCCACACACUGGAGUCAGUCCAGCUGAAUAUUACCAUCAGAUGGCUCUAUUGGCAGGUCAGCGGAGCCCAUAUGCAGACAUUAUUCCUUCAGCUGCUACUGCAGGAGCUGGUGCCCUUCAUAUGGAAUACCUUCACGCCAUGGAUAGUGCCAGGUUUCCGAGUCCAAGGCUGUCAACUAGACCAAGCCGAAAGCGUACGCUGUCCAUAUCGCCCCUGUCUGAUCAUAGCUUUGACCUUCAGACCAUGAUACGGACAUCUCCAAACUCCUUGGUCACAAUUCUCAAUAAUUCUCGCAGCAGUUCUUCAGCUAGUGGUUCCUAUGGCCACUUAUCUGCAAGUGCAAUAAGUCCUGCUCUGAGUUUCACUUACCCUCCCACACCGGUAUCCCUCCAGCAAAUGCAUCAGCAAAUUAUAAGUCGUCAGCAAACCCUAGGUUCGGCCUUUGGACACAGCCCUCCACUCAUCCAUCCUGCCCCAACUUUUCCUACCCAGAGACCUAUCCCAGGCAUCCCUAGUGUCCUGAACCCUGUCCAGGUCAGCUCUGGUCCUUCCGAGUCCACGCAGCAGAAUAAACCCACAAGUGAAUCUGCAGUGAGCAGCACCGGGGAUCCAAUGCACAACAAGCGUUCCAAGAUAAAACCAGAUGAGGACCUCCCCAGUCCAGGUGCAGGAAACAUGCAGGAACAGCCAGAAGGAAUGACCCUUGUAAAGGAGGAAGGGGACAAAGAUGAAAGCAAGCAGGAGCCCGAAGUGGUCUAUGAGACGAACUGCCAUUGGGAAGGCUGUUCACGAGAGUUUGACACGCAGGAACAGCUAGUGCAUCAUAUAAACAAUGAUCAUAUACACGGAGAGAAGAAGGAGUUUGUGUGCCGAUGGCUGGAUUGUUCCCGGGAGCAGAAGCCAUUCAAAGCCCAGUAUAUGUUGGUGGUACACAUGAGGAGACACACAGGGGAAAAGCCACACAAAUGCACUUUUGAAGGUUGUACAAAGGCCUACUCCAGACUAGAAAACUUGAAAACCCACUUGAGAUCUCACACUGGAGAGAAACCAUAUGUGUGUGAGCAUGAGGGCUGCAACAAAGCAUUCUCUAAUGCCUCCGAUCGGGCCAAGCACCAAAACAGGACUCAUUCCAAUGAGAAACCAUAUGUUUGCAAGAUACCAGGCUGCACAAAGCGCUACACAGACCCCAGUUCUCUCCGGAAACACGUGAAGACUGUGCAUGGCCCUGAGGCACACGUUACCAAGAAGCAGCGUGGAGAUAUUCAUCCCAGGCCUCCACCACCAAGAGACCCAGGCAGUCAUUCUCAAUCCAGAUCACCAGGCCAGCAGACUCAGGGUGCAACUGGCGAGCAAAAGGACCUCAGCAACACUACCUCAAAGCGGGAAGAAUGCCUCCAAGUGAAAGCUGUCAAGUCAGAAAAACCAAUGACAUCUCAGCCAAGCCCUGGUGGUCAGUCUACAUGCAGCAGCGAACAGUCCCCCAUCAGCAACUAUUCCCACCAUGGGAUCGAGCUUAAUCUGACCAGUGGAGGUAGUGUAGGAGACCUCAGUGUCAUUGAUGAAACCCCAAUCAUGGACUCUACCAUUUCCACCGCAACCACAGCACUUGGCUUACAGGCCAGGAGGAACAUGACAGGGACCAAAUGGAUGGAGCAAGUCAAAUUAGAAAGGUUGAAACAAGUUAAUGGAGUGCUUCCAAGACUGAAUCCCAUUCCACCUUCAAAAGCCCCAACCUUGCCACCUCUCAUAGGAAAUGGUAUCCAGUCAAGCAGCAGCUGCAGUUUAGGAGGAUCCAUGACUAUUCUACCCAACAGAAAUGAAAUUUCAAGCAUGGACAUCACAGUGUUAAAUAUGCUGAACAGGAGGGACAGCAGCACCAGCACAAUCAGUUCCGCCUACUUGAGUAGCCGUAGGUCCUCUGGAAUUUCACCUUGCUUUUCCAGUCGGAGAUCCAGUGAUGCUUCCCAAGCUGAGGGAAGGCCUCAGAACAUGAGCGUCGCCGACUCCUAUGACCCCAUCUCGACUGAUGCCUCCAGGCGAUCCAGUGAAGUGAGUCAGUGUGAUGGCCUGCCAAGCCUACUCAGCCUCACCCCAGCCCAGCAAUACAGGCUGAAAGCUAAAUAUGCAGCAGCUACUGGUGGACCCCCACCAACUCCACUGCCUAACAUGGAGAGGAUGAGCCUCAAAACAAGGAUGGCACUGUUGGGUGAUUGCAGGGAGUCUGGAGUAUCUCCUCUGCCUCCAGUAAAUGCUCCUCGUAGAUGUAGUGAUGGCGGGGCAAAUAGUUAUAACAGGAGGCACUUUCUGCCUCAUGAUGUGCUGGGAAAUGGGACAAGGAGAGCCAGUGAUCCAGUAAGAAUGGUCUCUGACAACCUUUCUCUGCCUAGAGUCCAGCGAUUCAACAGUCUUAAUAGCUUUAACCCUCCUGUUUUGCCUCCAUCUAUGGAAAAGCGAAACUUUAUUCUUCAGAACUAUACCCGCUCUGAUGGCGGCCUGUUCCGUAACGUCUACUCCCCAUGUCCUCCGAGUAUCAGUGAAAAUAUCACCAUGGAGGCCGCUACAAUGGAAGCGGAUGGUAGUCUGAAUGAUGAGGAUCUCCUGCCAGACGAUGUGGUUCAGUAUUUGAAUUCCCAGAACCAGGGCAUGUAUGACCACUUGCCAAACGAUGUCCUGGACAAUAACAAAGUGCAUCAUGGGUCAGCGAUAGGGAACAACAACUUUCACCAGGUCCCUUCACCAAACAGUCAACAGACCAGCUCUGAAGCAAACAAAAGCGAUCUGCCAAUCCAGUGGAAUGAAGUAAGCUCAGGAAGUUCCGACUUGUCUCCUUCAAAAAUGAAAUGUGGUCCACGCUCGGCAGGCCAGCAAACUCGAGCUUUUGGACUAUAUAACAAUAUGAUGGUCCAGCAGCAGAACCUGGAGAGAAAUGGUAUGGCCCUACAAAAUGGCUAUCAACAUCUUGUGGAAAACAACAGCUCUUACAGUUUACAUCAGAACAUGAUUAGCGGCAACACCACCACCAGUAACCCUUUCAACAUGCAGGCAAAUAAGGCGCAGCCAUAUGGUGAAAGCAGCACCAGACAACCAAUGAUUUCUGGGGCAAUGGACAGUUCCUAUGGCAUAGUGAUUCAAGGGCAGAAGUUGAGAAACAACAGCAUGCUAAUAAACAAGAGUCAACAAAACUUUGGCCAUCCCAUGGUGCCAGGUGAGCAGUCUGUCAGUAUAGCUAAUGGGAUGCAGAAUAGAAAUACGAUAGAACCGGAAUACCCACAAAAUCAGCCAAUAGGGGAAGGCAUUCAUUAUCAGGGAGUCAAUCAAGUCAAUCAAAUGAUAGGGCAGGUUAGUCCUACCUCACAAAUCAGCCUUUGUCAAGGGCCACAGAGUUGUCCACCAAUGUCUCACAACAUUGGAAACCAGCAAUCAGGUUUGGUGGUGACAAAGAGUUACCAGCCAUGUGCCAACUAUGGAGGCAACAGACGGCAAAACAUGCUGAGAAACAACCUGGCACAACAGCAAGGAUUUAUAAGCGAUGCAAACCAGACAUACAGGGUAAAUGGCAUUAAGAUGGAGAUGCAAGGUCAAUCACAACAGUUCUGCUCUAAUAUGCAGAAUUACUCUGGUCAGUUAUAUGACCAACACAUGGGCUUUACUCAGCAAGCCAUGAAAACAGGUUCUUUCUCUAUUUUGGAAGCUAACUGCCUGCUGCAGGGGACUGGUACUGCAAACUCAUCUGAGCUUCUUUCCCCAGGGGCUAACCAAGUGACAAGCACAGUUGACAGCAUUGACAGCAACAGCCUAGAAGGUGUGCAGAUUGAUUUUGAUGCUAUCAUAGAUGAUGGGGACCAUGCCAGCCUAAUUUCAGGAGCCCUGAGUCCGAGUAUCAUUCAGAAUCUCUCACACAAUUCUUCACGCCUCACCACUCCCCGAGCGUCUCUUACAUUCCCAGCUAUGCCUGUGAGCACAACAAACAUGGCUAUUGGGGACAUGAGUUCUUUGUUGACCUCACUUGCAGAAGAAAGCAAGUUUCUUGCUGUUAUGCAAUAGACAUGGGGAAAAAAAACCUUACGAGAUAACAGAUAAAAAGUGACUCAUUUUUUAGUUGUGUAUGUAUUUUAGCAAUCUCAUCUCACCUAAAUGGGAUGUGUUUCAAGUAUAUUCCUUUUAUGGAAUAAGGACUCCGAAAACCCUAAAGUGUUCUAGGGAGAAACUGUCUUCCAUUUCAGUUUUGAAUCAGUAUUGUUAGACCCACUCCUCUCUCUCUUUUUUUUUAAAUGUCUGUAUACUUUUUUUAUUGUAAACCAAUGUAAACGUGUGAAGUGCAUGUUUUGUUUUGUUUUUUAAAGGAAGGUCUAAUGAAAUGACUUUGCAAUUUUCUUUUACUCAAAGGAAACACAGUCUUGUAUGAUUGUUGCCAAUGUUUUUAUUUAUGUAGGCACAAAACAACCAGGCAUGAUAUACAGAGUAGAUACAGUGAGUAAAGAGAGCAUCUGUGAAUGCGUUGCUGUAAGGUGGACAACUGGUCUAUGAACAAAUCUGCUCAUACUGUUCCCUGAUCAAGUACCCAUAACUGUGUGGCAAAAGAUAUCUGGCUUUAGCAAAUAAGAAAUGCAAAAUCAACAAACUAUUUUGUCCCGAAUAAGUAUGUGUGUAUGUACACAAGCCCACAUACACAGACCUUGCACUGCAACUGGUGAGCCGAAACUGUACCAUUUCUAUGACAACCCCCUUUUGGAGGGUUUAAAAAAUCCCUUUGUGAACACAAUUCACAUAUUUAGCAGAAUUUGGUCGACACUUUUUCCAGACAUUAUUCGACAAGAGGAGAAGAAAAAUAAAUGGAUGUCUGGUGAUUUGGGUAUUUUUUAUACUCUUCAUCAAAUACAGCAUUAAUUUUUGUAAUUGCAAUAAUUACACCUAGUUCUGCACUGUUGAAACUAGGGGAAGUUUUGCCAUUUGCUUUAGUGAGUGAAGAAACAGGCUCUAAGGUCCAGAUGCUCAAAGGUAUUUGGGUGCCUAAUUCCCAUUGAUUUUAAUGAGAGUUAGGUGUCUAAAUACCAUUGAGGCUCUGGGCCUAAGUCCAUAAGGUAGCCCAGUGUCGUUUUAAUUCAGGUGGAGGUUUUAAAAAUCAGCUACUCACUGUCCCCAGAACAAUUGCUUUUUCACAGUUAUUUAGUAAAAAUCUUCACUAUUCACUUGCGGCAGAGUACAUAUUUUUUAUUAAACAUGUAAACUCCUAUUGACAUACAGCACACUAACAACUUGAACCAUGAAUCUAUGGAAAAAAAAAAAAAAGAUCUUUACAGUCGCAUUGACCCAAUGGGCCUGAUUGGUUCUUGGCGAUCACAAGGGUGUUUAAUAUGUCCCCAAAGCGCUUUUUUUUUUUUAUUAUUUUUACUUUUAACAUUUUAAAAUCUAAACUUCCGAUUUAAAAAAUAGGCAAGGAAAGUGUCAGUAAAGAAAUUAUAUCCUGGUAAGAAGAGUCUUAGCUAAAGCUAAAAACGCAAGAGAAGUCCUUGGCACCAGCUUCCCUCUCAUUUUGAUUCGAUUCACUGGCCCAAGUUCUGCUUUGUCACACCAGCACAAAUCUAAACUAACACCAUUGAUUUCAGUGGAGUUAUGUGAGGUUUACACUGCUGUAACUGAGUACAGAAUUUGGCACAUUUUGUAAUUUAGGGCCUAUUCUGCUCCCCCUAGCACAGCAAAGCUCUCAUAGAUGCAGGAGUGAGUCCUGAACUCUUGAGGGUAAAAUUAACCGCUGUGCAGAAGACCUAGACAAGGUCUAUCCCCUACAUAAGUCUCAUUGAAGUCCUAUUUUGAAUGCUUACUGGGAUCUUAAGGUUUAUGCCCCUCCCUCUGUACACAAGUGAAUUGCACCCACAAGUAGUAGAUUUGUUGAGGAAGCAUGUAGUUAAAUGUUAGUCAGCAUUGGAGCCCACUUUAAAGUCUAGCAUAACAUCGGGUGUGAGUUCCACAGACUUAAAGCUUGUGUUAUUGUUGUUACUCAGCUGCAUUCAGAGUAAAAUAAAACCCAGCUGACUUAGAUCUCUUGUGAAUAUGUGUGAACACAAGCUCUGUCAGUCCAGUAUAAUGGGCCACUCCACUAAAGUCCAAGGAAGAAUUUCUAAAUCAGUAUGCAACGUAACAGGGAGCCAGUGUUGGAAUAGUGUAUACGCUCAUUACAGUGUGUGGUACUAUGUUCUAAGUAACUUACAUUUGAGAUGUUUUGCAAGGGAGAGCCAGAAAACAAGAAAUGUAAAUUCUCCAGAAAGAAUAAGGCCCCUCAGCAAUAGCCCUACAGGCUUCCUAGCUCAGAUCCUACCUUCCUUAGCAUUCCUCACAGCUGUAACAAGCAUUAUAGAGCCGGUGCUGGGCCUAAGCAGACUGAGCAAUUGCUUAGGGCCAUGAGCAGUUCACUUUUUAUCGUAAGAAUGUGCCUGUUUUACUGUUGUGGGGAGGGACCCCAAAAUAUUCCUGCUUAGGGGCUAAAACUGGCUCUGCCUUCCAUGGUCCUGUUCAUUGGCUCUUCCUCCCUCUGCUAGCUUCCUCUCCCUCUGUUCCAUGCUGGUUUCCUUCAAGCCAUAUUGCCUGCAAUCCCCAUGCAAACCAUCACCCUCGUUGCUUCCCUGCCGUUGGUGGGAAUCAGUAACAAGGGACGCAGGUUGCACUGGGCUUCGAGGCAAUAUGGCUAGGGAAGGGAGCCGGCAUGUCAAAUCGUUUUUCUGUAGUGGAUACACAAUGUGAGUCAAGACUUGCUCUUCCAUGGCUGGAGAACAUCCCUCAUUCUCAGAAGAAUGGCCCUCUCUUUCCUAGUAUUAAGCAGCUAUAAACUGGCCAGUUCUUUAAGGGUUAUCAGCAAUCUUCUGUGAGACUCAGACACAACAGAAUUACACUGCGUACCAUUAAAUCACAAUAGUUACUGCUCCAGGUGUUAUCUUUUACUUAGGGGCUUAGAAGGUAUCAUGGUACCCUAAUUAGAGACCGUCCAUCUCCUUGUUUGACACCCCACCUCCCCAUAGCAUGAGCAAUCAGCUGAGACACUGAAACUAACAGUCCACUGGGUUAAAAAGAGGGUGUUGAUUACAAAACAUUCUCCAUGCCAGACCGCAGUUUCCUCUGGCCCUUUGAUGGGCUUCAGGGCACAUUGGGCGGCCUGUCUCCUUUCCCUGGGAAGUGAGGAGUAGCUGUUUAGUGCUGCUGGUCAUGCUUUAUAUUUACUGGGGAGGUGGUUCCACUUAGAAGGGGUUAGUAAAUCAUGAAUAGCUGUUAAAACCAUGUUGCAGACAUGAGAGGUAUGUGUUAUGGAAGCUCAUAAGCGGAAGGUAUUACUGCUGGUUACAAUAAUAAUGAUGCCUCGCUUGUAUAUAGCACUUUUCACAGUAGGUCUCAACACACUUUACAAAUGAUGUCAGUGUCAUUAUCCCCAUUUUACAGAGGGAGGAAACUGAGACACAAUGCUGAAGUGACUUGGCCAAGGUCAUCCAGCAAGCCAGUGGCCAAAGCGGGAAACAGAACCAAUGUCUGCCAAGUCCAAUGUCCUAUCCAAUAGGCCAUAUUGCCAUACUCAUAAGCAACAAAAAGUGACUGAUUAUUAAAAUAUCCAUUCAUCAUUUAUAGACUAUAUAUGGAACCUUAAUAUAAAGUGUGACUAGUGUUGGAGUCAAUGGCUUGGGGAAAUCUCUUUUGGAGCCAGCCUUUAAAAAUUCGUGUUUAAUUUUUGGUUAUGAGAUAAUCCUCUAUUAAUUAGCACAUUUGACAACAAAGUAACAAUGGGUUUCAUAGAUUUUUUCCAGGAGAAGGGCCAAUUAGCUAAUGUAGUCUGAUCUCCUGUAUAUCACAGGCUAUUAAUUUUCAUCCAGUUACCCCUUGCUUGAGCCCAAUAACGUGUGUUUGUGUUUGGCUAAAGCAUAGCUGUCAGAAAGCACUGAUUUGACAACCUCAAGAGUUGGAGGAGCCACCAUUUCCCUUGGUAGAUUGUUCCACUGGUUAAGAACUCUCCUGUUAACAAGUUGUGCCUAAUUUGUCACCUUUUGGUCUCAUUAUGCCUUUCUCUGCUAAAGUAUCCAGUAGUUUCUCCCCAAGCAGGUACUUACACACUGUAUGCAGGUACUUACAUGUCUUCUUUUUAAUAAGCUGAAUGUAUUGAGCUCUUUAAAUCUCUCACUGUGAGGCAUUUUCUCCAGCCCUCAAAUAAUAUUGUGGCUCUUUUCUGAACCCUCACCAAUUUUUCAACCUCCUUUUUAAACCAUGGGCACCAGAACUAUAUACAAUAGCUUAGUAUUGAUCACAUCAAUGUCAAAUACGGGGGGGGGGGGGGGAAGCACACCUCCCCAUUCCUACUCCUUUGCUUAAACAACCAAGAAUCAGAUUAGCCCUUUUUGCCACACCAGUUAGUAUUUCAAGGGAAGUUGGCAACCAGACUCUGUGCCCUCCCUCCCCAAUUACUAUAGUGGGGUAAAUGUGUUUUUUAAUGGCAGCCACUGUCAUUAAGAAUAGCAGUGGAAGCACUGUCAUGCUAAAAAUCCGUGUGUGCGUGUCUUCUCUCCAGCCUGACCUUCAAUAGAGUUUUUUGGUCCCUUCAGCUUCCACCUUUGUUUAUCCUUAAGAGCACUGCUCUUGUUCGGCAUGCAUGAUUUCCUUUUGCAAAAAUGAAAGACCUGCUUGUGCCCUCCUGUGUGUUCAGUUGCAUCCAUCAGGUACAGUUGGAUGUAUGACAGGUACUUUUGGAGGUAGCGAAGGAGAAGUCCAGAAUGGGUUUGAUAUCGAGCACUGUGGACUUGGCUAUCCCAAUAGCAAUGUAGAAUUUUAAUCUCCUUCUAGGCAAGCUUCUAAAAUGGUACUUGCAUUUAAGAUUGGCUUUGUUUCUUUCAUUUUUAAGACGACAUGGGCAGAAUAGUAGUUAGCCAGCCCAUGUUAGACUAUGGCUUGUCCUACUAAACAACAGUGUUUCAAUGUAUGUGCCUUAUUUUGUGUUGAUCCUGUAAAAGAGAGGGACCAAGAACUAUUGCCAAAUUUUAGCUAUAAGGCUGUGCUUACCAUUCAGCUAAUAGCACAUACCACUGUUAAUAGUAUCUGAAAUGUCUUGUAAACCUCUGGUAUUCAUGUGUUGUUGUUCUUGAAUUGAUAGAAUGUCCUCUAUUAAAAAUUUACCAUUGUCAAUCCUGCAGAUGUGUAAGAUAAAAGUGUUCAUUUUUCAUUUUUUUUUUAGAUUUUUAUAAAACUUGUAAUCAUUUUUUUAAUGUGUAAAUACAUUUACCUACAGUAGGAAUAGUGUUCGGAUGUAAUAGGCCUUAGUGGUCUUCAUUUGAUAAACCUACAGUUAUGAUCUGAUGUUUCCCGAACCUUAGAUCAAUCUGAAGGGUCUGUAGCACUGUGUACAUAUAAACUGUACUUCUGCUUUCAGAACCACUUAGCUCUUUUGUAACAAAGAAAAAAUGUUUCUUACAAUGUCAAUAAAAACAAAACCUUUGUACUGAA
Caretta caretta (loggerhead turtle) is the source of this 10460-nucleotide messenger RNA. RefSeq names its product GLI family zinc finger 3 (gene GLI3). Gene Ontology annotation, molecular function: DNA-binding transcription factor activity, RNA polymerase II-specific; RNA polymerase II cis-regulatory region sequence-specific DNA binding. Gene Ontology annotation, biological process: regulation of transcription by RNA polymerase II; smoothened signaling pathway. Lineage: Eukaryota; Metazoa; Chordata; Testudines; Cheloniidae. Gene Ontology annotation, cellular component: nucleus. The record is from RefSeq and is a predicted model, not a curated record.